Messenger RNA from Oncorhynchus nerka (sockeye salmon), 1207 nucleotides. RefSeq names its product R3H domain-containing protein 1-like. The transcript has 4 exons. Bases 590 to 1138 code for a protein of 182 amino acids. NCBI's taxonomy places the organism in Eukaryota, Metazoa, Chordata, Actinopteri, Salmoniformes, Salmonidae. The record is from RefSeq and is a predicted model, not a curated record.
UGGAUCGGGCCGCGUUCUGUUAGGUAGACUGGAUCGGGCCGCGUUCUGUUAGGUAGACUGGAUCGGGCAGCGUUCUGUUGUCCUCCUUUCCUGACCUGCUUUCACCCAACACAUCCCUCUAUGGCUGAUUAUUCAAACUAACAGUUUGUAAUCAUUAAUUCAAUACCAGAUGUUGAAUAAUCCAUGAGUAGAUACGCUAAACUUCCAAUUUCCUGCCACUGAACAGCUUGUCAUUGUCAUAGAUGACCUAGACUGAGGUAGCCGACUCUGGUGCUAUAAAUACCCAGUUUGGAUUCCCUGGGUGGUGUUCGGCAUCAAACGGUAGAAAACUGACUGAAACGGGGAGAGACGACUAGAACUCGGCUCCAAUAAGACACAUUCAUUUUCUGUUUCAAAAUGUUUUGCUACGGUGUGCCCUAAUAAAUAUGACCCUAAUGAUUUGGUCCCUGGUCUUGAUGCACGUUACCUCUGGCCCUGUCUGUUGAUUGGAUUGGACCAUUUAUAAAGGACAUGUCCAGACAGUACACAUGUUGUUUUCAGCAUUGUUCUCUCCCCACAGCAAGAAGGGCUGGCUGCCCAGUUCAGCCACAUGAGUGUGGUGCGCCAGGCGUCCAGCGACGUCACUAACGGCGGCCCCCACCCUGCCAUGUACCCCUCGGGCCCUGUGGUGCUCCAGGCCCCCCUGCAGCACCAGCAGACUGGCUACAUGGUGGCCCCUCCAGGGCCCCCUGUGGUGGGGCCAACCCAGGCCUACCCCGGCCCUGCCCACCCUAUGAGCCAGCCGGUCAUGCAGCAGCAGCAGGGCUACAUGCCACAGCAGAUGCACACAUGUUACUGUGCUCCAGCCCAGGACCCCCACUCCCACUGCAACCAGCACUAUCGCCCUGUCAGCCCCGUGCACUACACCAGCCCCCAGACCCAACCUCUUCCCCAGCAGCCAGGUUACCACGCUGUGAUGCCAAAUCAGCCCCAAGGCCCUCAGCAUCAGAACCUGGUGAACAACCAGCAGCACAGCAAUCUGGGAAAUCACAUGACGGCCUUCAUGGUCCAGUACCCUUCAAUGCCUUCUUAUCAGGUAUCAAUGCCCCAGGGUCUCAGAACAUGCCUCCACAUCAGCAGGCAUGUCAACAGCCCAUGAUGAUCCAGAGCCAUCCAAGCCAAGCUCCCAUGGCCAUGUCAGGCAUGCAGGUUUACUACAGUGUCAUGC